AUGAGAGACUGGUACGGCCGUGGCCGGUCAUUACGGGCGGCAAUCGGAGCAUGUUGCCUUGCAGCAUUUUUGUUCUUUGGUUUCGACCAGGGCGUCUUUUCGGGUAUCUUGCAAAACGAGAAUUGGUUGGACCUGUUUAAUCAUCCGGACGAUACCGAAACUGGCAUCCUCGUGAGCUGCUACUGCCUCGGCGCGCUCGGCGGAUGUGGCCUCAACUUCUUCAUAGGGGACCAUUUUGGUCGCCGACGGAUGAUGUGGUUUGCUAUGGGUUUCGUCCUCGUGGGAGCCAGUCUGCAAACAUCGGCAUACACCAAGCCGCACCUAAUCGUCGGCCGAGUCAUUACUGGAUUCGGGACUGGAAUCGACUCGUCCACGGUGCCGAUGUACCAAUCUGAGCUGUGCAGGAAAGAAAAACGAGGCCGUCUCGUCUCAUGGGAGGUAUUGUUUAUCGGCAUCGGCAUUUCGUUCGCAUAUUGGCUGGACUUCGGCAUGUCCUACGCCGGCGGCGCCAUUGCAUGGCGUCUGCCGAUCGCUGUCCAGCUCAUUUUCGCCAUUUGCGUUAUCAUCUUGCUGUUCGGUCUGCCGGAGUCUCCUAGAUGGCUUUUCAAAAAGGGCCGCGAAGAAGAAGCCAUCCAAGUCCUCUGCGCGGUUUUCGACCUACCUCCGACAGAUCCCUACAUCACUUCGGAAGUCGCCAACAUCAAGCACGCUUUAGCUGUCGAGUCUGGCGUCACGAGCCACCGAGCACUGUUUAGGAAAGAUAAACUCAAGACAAGGAGGAGGAUCAUGUUGGCUUACUUUGGACUGUUUAUGAAUCAGAUGGUCGGCAUAAAUCUUGUCGUUUACUACAUGCCGACAGUCCUCGUCUCCACGGUUAAACUCGCUCCACGCGUCGCACAAAUCAUCGCAGGAUUUAUCCAACUCAUGUUCAUCGUCGGCAAUCUCGGCCCAGCGCUGGCCCUCGACCGCAUGGGACGCCGCAAGACCAUGCUGUACGGCUGCUUCGGCCUGGGCAUCUGCAUGAUGAUGGCCUCGAUUUUGUUGUCGUUCGGCAAGAAGAACACCUCGUCCGCCGCGGUGGCCUUCUUCUUCGUGUACAUGAUCAUCUUCGGUGGCUCAAUCAACGUCGUCCCGUGGGUCUACGGGCCCGAGAUCCUCCCGCUACAAGCUCGCUCGCGAGGCACCGCCAUAUCGGUCGCCGCGCACUGGACGUGGAACUUCUUCGUCGUCAUGAUCACGCCCGUCCUGAUCAACCGCCUCGGCUGGAAAACGUACCUGAUCUUCAUGUCGUUGGCCUUCUCCUUUGUGCCCAUCAUCUACUUCUUCUACCCGGAGACGUCCAACAUCUCUCUCGAGGACAUCGAUCGCAUUUUCCUCAAGGACGGCGAGACCAGCGCCGACGCGAGUGAGCGCUCGAGCACCAUCGCCGACAACGAGUCCGCGGAUGACAUGAGAGUGCGGCAUGAGCAGACGGACAAGGUCGGCGAGAAACACGUUGAGGACGUGUAGCUAGGAUUUCCGUAGAACACGGGAUCCACGGCCAGAAAAGCGAACCGACGAACAUUUCGCUGUUUCCCGUGAACGAGAGCAAGCUCGGCUCGGCUCGGCUCUACCUUGGACGUCGAAGCUAUGCAAUGAACAGCCUGCUAAGCUGUGAUUAGGAGACGACGUCGGGGUUGGGGUGGUGGCAUGAAGAGCUGACUGGAAGCGAUGGCGAUGUGACAGAUGCUGAGAGGUACGAGAGGUCUUUUUCAAGGUUGACAAGUGGCCCGGGCUCGAUCAAAUGCGAUUACGUUCUAUCCUAAGGCCACUGUCUCUGUUCAACGAGGGACGCCAUGCCUUCACACCUUGACGAGAUCCGUCUCGACGUGCGCCAAGUCCGCCUUGUCCAUGCUUGCACUUCUGUUCUCAACCACACCCUCUGGCGUCCUUUCGACUCUGAAUUGUUCCACCGCAGCUUUGGCGGAUCCCAUUCGACCUGUGUCGAAGAUGACCGACACCUCUUCGAUCGUCAAGCGUCUGCCAGAAGAAGAAAAAGGAGAAUCGUUAGCAUACACAUACACGCCGCCA
Messenger RNA from Exophiala xenobiotica, 2070 nucleotides. RefSeq lists its product as uncharacterized. The transcript is spliced from 8 exons. The coding region runs from base 1 to 1509 and encodes 502 amino acids. NCBI's taxonomy places the organism in Eukaryota, Fungi, Ascomycota, Eurotiomycetes, Chaetothyriales, Herpotrichiellaceae. The record is from RefSeq and is a predicted model, not a curated record. Gene Ontology annotation, biological process: transmembrane transport; carbohydrate transport. Gene Ontology annotation, molecular function: carbohydrate:proton symporter activity. Gene Ontology annotation, cellular component: membrane.